UAAUUUGUUCUCCCCAGUGUUAGACUGAGUUGUGAAAUACGAGUAACAAAAUGAGUUUCCAAGACAAAGUGGUUAUUGUGACUGGCAGCAGCUCUGGCAUUGGAGCAGCCAUUGCUGUUAAAUUCGCAGAAGAAGGCGCUAAGGUUGCUAUAGUUGGAAGAAACCAGGAGAAACUGAACAACGUCGCUAAGAAAUGUGGCAAACCAUUAGUGCUUGUCGCUGACGUCACUAAAGAUGAAGACGCCAAAAGAAUCGUUGAUGAAACGGUCAAAGUUUAUGGAAAAAUUGAUAUAUUAGUAAAUAACGCUGGUAUCGGUGGAUCAGCCGGCAUUCAAGCUGAGUACGCAAUGGCAGUAUUUGACAAGGUAAUGGCUACAAACCUCCGCUCAGUGGUUUACAUAACUCAUCUUGCUGCUCCUCAUCUUGUGAAGACAAAAGGAAAUAUUAUCAACAUCUCAAGUGUUGCUGCAUUGAGAGUAUUUUCUAAGGAGUCUUUCGCAUACAGCACAUCGAAAGCAGCUCUGGAUCAUUUCAGCAGAGCUAUUGCACUUGAGCUCGCAUCAAGCGGUGUCCGCGUAAAUACCGUCAAUCCAGGCCCUGUGUUGACUGACAUUAUAGAAAAUAUGGGUGCAUCGAAGGAACAGGUAGAAGCUGGGUUCAAACGUAUGCAGAAUUUGACAGCAUUAAACAGGAUUUCUGAGCCUGAAGAAAUAGGUGACCUUGUUUUGUUUUUGGCUUCAGAUAAGGCCAAAGCGAUAACUGGAUCGACGUUUGUAACCGAUAACGGAGUGUUGGUAGAUAGUAAAGGCCUACAAUAAAUAAUUACAUUUUUA
Molecule: messenger RNA, 833 nt
Organism: Helicoverpa armigera (cotton bollworm)
Lineage: Eukaryota; Metazoa; Arthropoda; Insecta; Lepidoptera; Noctuidae
Exons: 1
Coding region: 51-818 (255 amino acids)
Molecular function (GO): oxidoreductase activity
Source: RefSeq, a predicted model, not a curated record